Mus musculus (house mouse) is the source of this 3403-nucleotide messenger RNA. It is a transcript of the gene Pck2, whose product is annotated as phosphoenolpyruvate carboxykinase 2 (mitochondrial). The transcript has 10 exons. Gene Ontology annotation, biological process: positive regulation of insulin secretion; cellular response to tumor necrosis factor; pyruvate biosynthetic process. The record is from RefSeq and is marked validated. Bases 220 to 2142 code for a protein of 640 amino acids. Gene Ontology annotation, cellular component: mitochondrion. Gene Ontology annotation, molecular function: manganese ion binding; phosphoenolpyruvate carboxykinase activity; phosphoenolpyruvate carboxykinase (GTP) activity. NCBI's taxonomy places the organism in Eukaryota, Metazoa, Chordata, Mammalia, Rodentia, Muridae.
ACCCAGCCCGGGGCCUUGAGCCCGGGCUAGUGAGCCGGCCUACAGAAGGGCGAGAGAACCAGCUAGGUUCCGCCCCGGGGACUGCCCGCCUCCUUUUUAAGCGCCUCCCGCCCAACCUCAACUCCCUCUGGCUUUGCUAUGCUCCUUCCUUCCCCGCCUUCCUUGUCUCCCCGACUGCGCUCGUUCCUGUGGCCAUCCCGCAGCGCCAGUCCAGGUGCCAUGGCUGCUAUGUACCUCCCCGGCCUGCGGCUUAGCCGGCACGGGCUAAGGCCCUGGUGCUGGUCACCGUGCCGUAGCAUCCAAACCCUGCAUGUGCUCAGUGGAGAUAUGAGUCAGCUGCCGGCUGGAGUUCGAGACUUUGUGGCGCGCAGUGCGCAUCUGUGCCAACCAGAGGGCAUCCACAUCUGUGAUGGGACCGAGGCUGAGAACACUGCCAUACUGGCCCUGCUGGAAGAACAGGGUCUUAUCCGCAAACUCCCCAAGUAUAAGAACUGCUGGCUGGCCCGCACAGACCCCAAGGAUGUGGCACGGGUAGAAAGCAAGACGGUGAUUGUAACUCCUUCGCAGCGGGACACAGUGCCUCUCCUGGCUGGUGGGGCCAGGGGGCAGCUGGGCAACUGGAUGUCCCCAGAUGAGUUCCAGAGAGCUGUGGACGAGAGAUUCCCAGGAUGCAUGCAGGGCCGCAUUAUGUAUGUGCUUCCAUUCAGCAUGGGUCCCGUGGGCUCCCCACUCUCCCGCAUUGGAGUGCAGCUCACUGACUCGGCUUACGUGGUGGCCAGUAUGCGUAUUAUGACCCGCCUGGGGACACCUGUACUUCAGGCCCUGGGAGAUGGUGACUUCAUCAAGUGUCUGCAUUCAGUGGGCCAGCCCCUGACUGGACAUGGGGAUCCUGUGGGCCAGUGGCCGUGCAAUCCAGAAAAAACCCUGAUUGGCCACGUGCCAGACCAGCGGGAGAUCGUCUCCUUCGGCAGCGGCUAUGGUGGUAACUCCUUGCUGGGCAAGAAGUGCUUUGCCCUGCGCAUCGCCUCUCGCCUGGCCAGGGAUGAGGGCUGGCUGGCAGAGCACAUGCUGAUUUUGGGCAUCACCAACCCUGCAGGGAAAAAGCGCUACGUGGCAGCUGCUUUCCCCAGUGCCUGUGGCAAGACCAAUCUGGCCAUGAUGAGGCCUGCAUUGCCGGGCUGGAAAGUGGAGUGUGUGGGGGAUGACAUCGCCUGGAUGAGGUUUGACAGUGAAGGUCAACUCCGGGCCAUCAACCCUGAGAAUGGCUUCUUUGGGGUGGCCCCUGGUACCUCUGCUGCCACCAAUCCCAAUGCCAUGGCCACAAUUCAGAGUAAUACUCUCUUCACCAACGUGGCUGAGACCAGUGAUGGCGGUGUGUACUGGGAAGGCAUUGACCAGCCUCUUCCGCCUGGUGUCACCAUAACCUCGUGGCUGGGAAAGCCCUGGAAACCUGGUGACAAGGAACCCUGUGCACAUCCAAACUCGCGCUUUUGUGUCCCGGCUCGCCAGUGCCCCAUCAUGGACCCAGCCUGGGAAGCACCAGAAGGUGUCCCUAUUGAUGCCAUCAUCUUUGGAGGCCGCCGACCCAAAGGGGUACCACUGGUGUACGAGGCCUUCAACUGGCGUCAUGGGGUGUUUGUAGGUAGCGCCAUGCGCUCUGAGUCCACUGCCGCUGCGGAGCACAAAGGAAAGACCAUUAUGCAUGAUCCCUUUGCCAUGCGGCCUUUUUUUGGCUAUAACUUUGGACGCUACCUGGAACACUGGUUGAGCAUGGAGGGACAAAAAGGUGCCCGGCUGCCUCGUAUCUUCCAUGUCAAUUGGUUCCGGAGAGAUGAAGCAGGCCGCUUCCUGUGGCCAGGCUUUGGAGAGAAUGCUCGUGUGCUAGACUGGAUCUGCCGAAGAUUAGAAGGAGAAGACAGUGCCCAAGAGACUCCCAUUGGGCUAGUACCAAAGGAAGGAGCCCUGGACCUCAGUGGCCUCAGCGCAGUGGACACCAGUCAGCUGUUCUCCAUCCCCAAGGACUUCUGGGAGCAGGAGGUUCGUGAUAUUCGGGGCUACCUGACAGAGCAAGUCAACCAGGACCUGCCCAAGGAGGUGUUGGCUGAGCUCGAGGCCCUGGAAGGACGUGUACAAAAAAUGUGACCUGAGGCUCUAGGCUAGCAAGAGCACAGCUCCCCCAUUUGGGUAGAGAACCCCCAGGCUCACAGAAAACAUGAACAAUCUGACAUUAAAAUGUGUGAGUGUUGGAAGGCCAAGCCACAGGACUCCCCAUGCUGUCUGAUAAGAGAUGCACACUUUUAUACACGCGUUUGUUUCCACUUCCCUGUGUCUGCAUAGGCUUCCUUCUAAUCGGUCUCCUGUUGGCUCGAAGGCUCGAAUAGUAGGAACUUCUGGAAGAAGGCAUUCCUCUUCUGAAGAAAUGUAACCUGGUACAGUGAUGCAAACCUUUAAUCCCAGAGGCAGCCUAACCUCUGGGAGCUCCAGGCAAGCCUGCCAGGUCUACAUAGCAAAUGCCAGGUCAGCCCCCUUAAUCCCCUCCGCCAAAAAGAAAAAAAGAAGGCCACAGCACAGCAGGCUGCUCUGUGUUUGAGUUAGUAUUUUUGUCCCACAUAGACAUGAUGCAGAAGUCCCCUUCUCCAGAGGAAGCCAUUCCAGAACCAAUUUCCGCCUCCUGGUUUCCUCUCGCUUCCUGGAACCAGGAGCCACACCUGUUAUUUUUUCCUUGAGACAAGGUCUCAUGUAGAUCAGGCUGGCUCCAAACUCACUGUGCAGCUAAAGAUAACCUUGGCCUCCUGAUCCUCCUCUCCCUACCUCUGACAAUCGUGCUACCAAAGCCAGCUAGACAACUAACACUUCUAGAACACUAUCUGUAUUCUAGACACAUUGUCAGAGUACCAUUUGCAUUUCAAAAAUACAGAGUUGGAUUGAACAUAAUAACAUGUCUUAAAAUCCUAGCACUUGGAAGGACCCUAUCACAAGGCAAGAGAAUUGUAUACAGUGACCCUGUCUUCAAAAACCACAAACCAAAGAAUUAUCCAGUGAAUGCCCCACAUCUUUGUGUAUAUGGGCAGCAGGGGGUUAUUUAAAAAGAAAAUAAGAUUUGCAGUUCAGAGAGAGAUGGGAAAUAGGACAGGGGAAGUGGAUUUGAUCAAACGACAUUAUGUAUACAUAAAAUUCCCAAUAAUAAAAAUAUGAGGUAUUUUUUAAAUAGGCAGUUGGAAGAAUGGCUCAGUGGUUAAGAGUAAGUUCUGCUCUAGAAGAGGACUGAAGUUCAGCAGCCACACUGGGCUGCUCACAGCCACCUGUACCUGCAGCUCCAGGAGAUCUCACACCCUGAUACUCACAGGGACCUCACGUGCACACAUUCACACACAUACACAUAAUUAAAGUGAAUUUUCCUAUA